This is a messenger RNA of Zeugodacus cucurbitae (melon fly), 2378 nucleotides long. It is a transcript of the gene Start1, whose product is annotated as steroidogenic acute regulatory protein-like. NCBI's taxonomy places the organism in Eukaryota, Metazoa, Arthropoda, Insecta, Diptera, Tephritidae. The transcript is spliced from 12 exons. The coding region runs from base 397 to 2265 and encodes 622 amino acids. The record is from RefSeq and is a predicted model, not a curated record. Gene Ontology annotation, molecular function: lipid binding.
UUGGCAAUUGCAAUGUCAUUGAAUCUGAGCUAACAUUUGUUGUUCUACAUAAACACAAAUUAGUACAAUUGUGUAUACAGACACUAUGGUGUGGAUAUAAUUGAAUAAACAUUGAUUAAUUAAAAUGCUUUUGAGUGCAAUACGUAUAGCAUUUUGUCCAUUGUCCAUCCUAGUAACCUACUCUGUAUAUUCAAACGAAAAUGAGUCACUGCGUCAUCGAAUAUAUACAUGUGUGUCGUUAACAAAAUAUAGUGAAAUUAUGCUUAUCAGUGCCAGUAUAGAAAAAUAUUUUGUUUAAGGAGCCGAUUAGUAUGUUUCCAAAGUGUUAGUUUUCCAUUUUUACACACCAUAUUCAAGAAUUACAUUUAGCUGCAUACGCACAAGUAAAUGUAGAUUAUGUCAGUUAGCGAUGCCGAUGAAAUACGAUCAGCUGCUGAAUUGCUGAUAACAAGCUCGAGACAACCAAUGUCGUAUCGGAGUACAAUGAGUGGGCCACUGUCCCCUAACUAUGAUAUGUCACGUACACAUUCCAUCAAUUUGAUCACCGAAGAAUUUCUUGGCGGUUAUAUGCAGGAUGGACGCAUGUCCGUUGUACGUCGGUUUUUCUGUCUCUUCGUGCUGUUCGAUCUGUUUUUCGUAUCGUUGUUGUGGUUAAUUUGCAUAAUGAUCACUGGCGACAAUAUAUUUCAAGCAUUUCAAAAACAAAUCGUUCAUUACACAUUUGGUACAUCGUUAUUCGAUGUAGUCGGUGCUGCCAUAUGCCGUUUUGUAGUUCUCACAUUUUUCUAUGCUUUAUUGUACAUAAAUCAUUGGAUUAUAAUUGCGUUAUCUACGAGCGGUUCGUGCCUAUUUUUAAUCUCCAAAGUGUUCGUUUACGAUUGGGUUGACUCGCGUCAACAGGUUUUCGAGGUGAUACUGAUAAUAACAUCAUUUGUCUUGGCUUGGGGAGAGGCUUGGUUUCUUGAUUGUCGCGUUAUACCACAAGAACGGCACGCACGUAGCUAUUUUUCGUCAAUAACAACUCCAGAACAACGUUCACCGAUGAUGGCACCAUUUUUGGCUUCCCAACCGGAUCGUAAUGUACCGGAGAGUAUUUUCUAUUCACCAUUGGAAACACUGCACAACAGUGAUGAUGACGACGACGAUGAACAGGAUGAAGAAUAUCAUCAAAUGGCCUUGGAUUGUGUGCGUAGAGCACAUGAGCUUUUCGAAUCAUCCGAUUGGAAAGUGGAAAAGGUGACCAGCAAAGGUGAUACUAUACGCAGUACGCAACGUGAUAAAUUGGGAAAAAUUUACCGUCUUACAGGACGCAUCAAGUAUCCACCCAAAGCAUUGAUGGAAGAACUUUUCUACAAAAUUGAAAGUGUACCCAAAUGGAAUCCGACAUUAUUAGAAUCGAAAAUUGUGCAUAAAAUCAACUCCUACACAGAUAUCACCUAUCAAGCCAGUGUUGGCGGUGGCGGUGGUAUGGUGAAGAGUCGCGAUUUCAUUAAUUUGCGUUGUUGGCGUCUCUUUCGUAAUGGCAAAAUGUGUGAAGAAUCCGAUAAUGAUGAUGGCAGCGAUAGCGGCAGUGAUACUGCUGGUCCGGCCAGCGUAUCGACCGUCUCGGAUGAUGACUCUGUAACGACUACACAGCCCAGCAGUGUCGAAAGUAAUCGUCCGAAAUUCUCCAGCAGCGGCAAUGUAAAGAGUAUGCGUGAAAGCGGGGGUGGUGAUGCUAGUGUAAAGGGUGGACCUGCCUUUAACACGUUAAGCAAAAGUUUGGGCGCUAAAGAUUUUAGCACAAUUGUGCGUAUUGAUGCGGAUGAGCCGCCACCAUUCGAAGAUGACACUUUCGAGGAUGCGCAUGAUAAUGUCGAUGAUUUGACGCGUCUCGUGCAAAAAGAGGCACGUGUCGGAAUGCAAACUGCGGCACAGGAAAGUGCAGAUACGGGCGAUGGAGCGGCUGUGAGUGGUGCGUUGGGGGCGAAAGGCAAAAAUCGUGUAUAUUUAAGUGCGGCCAUAAGUAUUGAUUAUGCGCCAGUGCCGCCUACAACGAAGUAUAUACGUGGCGAAAAUCUUGUGGCCGGUUUUGCUCUACAUGAGAUCGCUGGCAAAUCAGAUGCCUGCAUAUUCGAUUGGAUUUUGUGUUUGGACCUAAAGGGUUAUAUACCGCGUUAUGUGUUAGAAACUGCCUACACCACUUUCAUGAAUGAUUAUAUGAAAUAUUUGCGCAAAUAUGUAGCGGAAUUACGCACAAAACGUAAACGUGUGUCUAGGAAAUAGUCUAAGUUUCAUACGAUCGGUGUAUAGCUGCUAACAAAAGCGUGUAUUAUUUGAUAGUGAAUAGGUUUUUGUAGCGUUUGUUUCCAUUAUGUGUGUGUGGAACGUUUUUUUUU